AGUGUCGCUAACCGCUAAGCUAGGUGGUUCAGUUGGUGAUCUGACAGCCUGGAGCUAAAGGCUCCCACACCGCUGGGCUCUCUUCCGGAAUACUCUCCUUUGACAGGUAACGUCAGAUUUUUCCAUUGUGUUCACAAAGAGACGAGGGGUCGUGGUCGUUGUUGAAGAUUAGCUGAGGUUAAGUAGAUAAGUAAUCGGUUAGCCAGGACAUACCAGUUACGUAUUGUCUUAAUGAUAUCAAGCCGAUACUCGCUGUCGUCCGUGAGGUUGGAUAUAAGUGAACCAAGCAGCACAGACUUCUCACUGAUGCAGAAAGACAGCUGCUCACCUACAUUUACAGGUAUAUGUAAGUCUUUAUGGCAGUGUCAGCCGACUACUGAAGCUAACUCAUGAACCACUCCAGCAGCAUAUGUGGCAACUUCAUAAUGUCAUGUCUUAUAGCUAGCGUUAGCUAAUUUAGCUGCAAAUGUAUCAUUUGUAAGUCGCCGGGCAUAUUAAAGUUUGACAUGUGGUUCAGUGUGGUUAAUGGGUUAACCAGUUAAAUGUAUUAACUAGUCGGCGUGUUUGUCAGAUCACACGGGGUAAUGUCUCCCCUGCAGGUAUUUUAAUGCUCUUAAGUGAGAGAGUCGCUGUGUUGACUGGUUAACCAACAAUCAAACAAGUUUAACCCGAACGUACACAAACCUGAGUCUGUGAACAGAGUUUUCUUUAUGCAAAUGAAUGCCUUUUAUGUGGACAGCCAAUGAUCUGAGGUGUAUUUCCAUUUUGCCUCCUAAAAGCAGGGUUGCGGUUUCAGUUAGUCAGCACUAUCAGUGAAACUUUGCUUGUUGGUUCAUGUCUUUAAUCAAGUCCAGAUGGUCCAAAAACCAAUGAUGUUUCUUCUUACAGUGAGGCUAUUUGUCUCUCUUUGUCAGGAAACAAGUACCAGGUUUUUAUCCCACCCCUCUGUGGGAAUGCUAAGAUCGUCCCAGCUUGAUGAGAGAGCGGAUUAUGAUCUUGUUGGAUUUGCACACAGAGAAAAGCAGGGACACUUACCAAAGCUGUGGGAAAACUCAGGAUACUGUUCUAAGCUGUGCUUACCCAUGACUUUAUUUUGUGGGUAAUGAAAAGUAACUACUCUACUAGGGCUGGGCGAUAUGGAAAAAGUUUAUCACGAUAUAGUUUUUUCAUAUCAGUUGAUAUCGAUAUCACGAUAUAAAAAGAAUGAAAAUUAACAGUGCUUAUUGGUAGCAUGUCUUUUGCAAUACAAUAAUCUACUGCAUCUGUGAGGUCUUUGUGUCUCUUUGACGUUUUGUCAUGAGCAAUGUUGUUUACGUUGAUGAAAAUAUUUCGCCAACUCCCCUUUUUUUCCACGACGAAGACGUGAUGUUGAUGAGCUAAACAUAAGUCUUAGAUGACUGAAAUGUGUACGUUGACGAGACGAGACUAGACGAAAAUUUGAGUGGUGGACGACGAACAGAUUUGCAAAAUUCAUGAGCAUUUCGUCAGUCAAACGCUAAACAUAUAUUCUGCAGUGUUGUUUUUGUUGACGAUGAUGAAAUAUUUUCGUCAACGUCAUCGUCAACGUAAACAACACUGGUCGUGAGGUGUUGCGCCAGAGAAUAAUUUGCAGUGCACAUUACUCUUCUUCAUGUCUGACCUCAAAAAAACAAAGUACCUCCACACCACCGACGUUUUCCUGCCUGUGUUGUGGACGAUGUCGUCAUCUGUUGAGCCUUUAUCUGCAUUUCUAUCGGGGGGUAGCACUCAUUUUCAGUGCUGUCUGCUUCACGUGUUAAAGUGCUGUGGUUGUGUGUAGCUGCAGCCUGCUACUACGCAGUUGUUUGCUACUUGGUUCAAAUUCAGCACAUGAUUGGUUCAGCGUGAAGUGGACCUGGAGAUAUACCCCUUUUCAAUGGCUAUUCAUAUAUUCUACCAAAACAUGGCAGAAUGCCGCCUAUCAAAAAGCAUAUUGACCAUGUUUUAUAUUGAUAUUGAGGGAAAUUAAUUUUCAGUAUAUAUCGUUUAAUCGCCCAGCCCUGUUUGUGGGUUAUGAAAAGUCACUACUCAACCUACAGUUCCUUUCAUUUACGCAUCUACCAGAGACAGUUUCUCUCUGGAAAGGCUCUGUAUGUAUUUUCUGUGCUCUAUUUUAAUCAAAAACUUUCCUCACAGCUGAAGAAAACCCUCAGAUGUGAUUUCAACUUGUGAUCAAGGACAGAUGCACUGCCCAUGCUGCCACAGUGGAUCUGCUGUCACCAUGCUACAGAGAGAAGAAUGACAUUUGUCUCAUUUUAAUUCCUGGAGCUGCUUCGGACAGAGUAGAGCCCUGCAUAAAAAGCUGCUUCUCUAAGCCAAGUUGCUCUUUUUUUUUUUCACUCAGCCCUCUUUUUUUCCAGCCUAGUGAGCGAACUGUUGUGGCUCUGAAGGCCAACUAAGCAGAAGGACAAAACUGGAGGAUUAGACUGUGCAAAGGGAGCGGAGACUGGACCAAGAUAGCAGGCUCACAGUAGCAAACAUCAUGCAGAGGGGACACUAGGGUCCCUGUUUGAGACCCCUUCUGUGUGGCGCUUGUUCGUUUUUUUUUUUUUCCCCCCUGCAGUCUAUCGGUUUGGAUGGUUGAGCACAAGGGCUACUUUGAAGGAGACCACCGGUGGCUGUGGUUUGGCCAAAGCUGACAGGCUGCAUGCCAGCUAUUGCUGAUUUAAAACACUAGUCAACCAACACCACUGCUAUAGCCCACUUUGCCACGGUCUUCAGUAUGGUGAGUGGAGGCAGGAGGCAGGACAGGACAGGACCUGGACCGUCAACACUGGUGUAGCUGGUUACUCUUCACAUUUUUUUUUUUUUCUGCACUGUGACAAAUUACAUUCCAGUUUUCAAGGACUUUUACUCUCUGUGUUGGAAAAAAAAAAAUCCCAGAGCAGACAAGGUCAUUUCUUAAAAUUCAAACCCCGGAAAGAGGACUGCUGCUGCAGGGGAGGAUGAAGCUGAGGAAACAGGUGACAGUGUGCGGAGGGGCCAUAUUCUGUGUGGCUGUUUUUUCACUGUAUCUGAUGUUGGAUCGAGUCCAACAUGACCCUGCAAGACGACAGAGCGGCGGGAACUUUCCUCGGGUAAGAAAAAUGGCUGUAGUCUUCCUUGUUAAAACACUUUUUUGGAUGUUUUGUUGUGAAAAACAAGCGGAAACUGACAUCAAGACUUCUAACAGGAUUGAACUAUACAGUUGCUUUUUUUCCCCCUGAUUUGAACGAUCAUAUUUUAGUUAUGUUUCUAUUACAUACAGUCCUAUUUCACAAAAAAAAUUUUUUUUUUUUUUUGCUGCAACAGAGAAAAAGAAUUUAGGUUUGGUUAACAGAUGUUUGAUGACGUUACACAGCUGCAUGAUUUAUUAUUUUGUCUGCACUUUUGUCUGUAGAGCCAAAUCUCAGUUCUGCAGAACCGAAUAGAGCAGCUGGAGCAGCUCCUGGAGGAAAACCAUCAAAUAAUCAGCCACAUAAAGGACUCUGUGAUGGAGCUCACAGACACAGGAGCUGUGUCUCCCAGCGGCCACCUGCCUUUUAGAAGUGCCAAUGGUUCCUGGGUCUUACCCUUUGAUGGUCGUCCCACUUUCCUUGCUGUUAAACCCCAGGAUUGCCAGUUUGCUGCAGGCAGCCGGGGUCAAACAGACGUUCAGGUGGGCUCGCUAUGUGGAUGACUUUAACCUUAAGAAUAACAUAUUAUGCCUUUUUCUCUGAAUGCCACUGUAUGUUUGUUUUGGGAUAUCAUCUUGGAGCAUAGAAAGAGUUUGUGUUUCCUUUUUUUUAGAUGCUGGAUGUUUACUCGCUCCUCAAGUUUGAUAACCCAGACGGUGGGGUUUGGAAACAGGGCUUUGACAUUACCUACGACCCUGAAGAGUGGGACAAUGAACCGCUGCAAGUAUUUGUGGUUCCCCACUCUCACAAUGAUCCAGGUGAGAGCAGAGGACAUGAUGCACGUGAGGCUUUGUAGAGAAUAUUGAAAUGUCUCAGUGGUUUUUCAGCUUGUUGUCUAUUUUGGGUAAAUAACAUCAAGUCUACCUGAGUGUGUGGACCCAGAAAUAAUUUAAAACUCUUUCCUGUAAUUGUUGUUAGCACACAUUUGACAUGAUUGUCAGCUUAGCCUCAAACAGACAAAUAAGAAAAGGUGCUUGCAUUGGUAACUCCAGCUAUUUAAAGACUCGGUUGUCUCACAUUUUAUCCUGGAUUGACACUUCUAUUAAAAAUGUUCUCCUGGGCUGCUGCAUGCUUACUAACAUAAAAGUCAUUGUGGUGCUGACAGACAGAGACGUACAAAUUUAGUCUGUCAGCAGUGAGAGGAGGCCUCAUUUUGGAGCUACUUGGCUGCAGAUGUUUUUACAGUUGUUAUGCAGUACUCCGUGUUGUAGGUUUAAAGACCCAGAAGUCAACCUUUAGGUCAAGAUGAUGUAACAUGAGGAAGUUUCCCUGAUGAAAGGCUCAUUUCCUUUAAUGGAAAUAGGAUUUUGAAAGGUUGUGGUGAACUCAGGGUAAGCAUGUCAAACAACGAGUAAAUAAUCCUGUUGUUCACGACUUCCUUUAGUUCACUUUAGUAACUCAGUUGUGCUGAGUUUACGCAUGACUGCAGAAGUCUCUCUAAAAGAGUGUAUAUGAGGCCGCAUUAUUAUAUGAGACGAAUACUUGAUGUGAUAUUUGUAGCUCGUGGUAUUCCACAUAGUCGAAAACCAAAAAGGCAAAGUAAGUACCCCGUAGUCACUUACUUUUAAGCCACUCUGCUACCAAAAAGCUUUCAAAGGGGGAGCAGCUCUCCUUUAAUAAAAUAUGAUUUUAUUUUUGAUCCAGUGCAGUACUUUUUCUGCAGAGUCUCCCACCUGCCCAAUGUUCUUGUCCUUAUAUCGACCAGCUAGAUGAAAAGGUUGUAGGGGAGAAGGUCUGACUUAAAGAGAUGGUUUCAUUUGUGGGCAGUCUGUUUGCAAAGUGUGGUGUGAAAAUUGCUCAUUUUUCAUCUUCUCAUCCUGUUAGGUUGGAUCAAGACUUUUGACAAGUACUUCACAGACCAGACGCAGCACAUUUUAAACAACAUGGUGGUGAAGCUGGCAGAAGAUCCCCGGAGGAAGUUCAUCUGGUCUGAGAUCUCUUUCUUCUCCAAGUGGUGGGAGAGCGCAGACAUACACAAGCAGGAGGCAAUGCGCAAGUGAGUCACGGUUGAUAAUUCCUCAAUGCCUUCUUGCCUUAAGUACAGUGUCUUACACAAUGGGUAGUAUCUGCUGGCGGAAUGUGGUUGCUCUAAAAAUAGCUUGUUAUCUGCUUAAUGUGACUGUCCCUCUUUAGGGCUGGAUUAUCCUCACCUUGCUUUCUUAAUCCUCUCUGUUCAACAGACUGAUCCUGGGAGGGCAGCUGGAGAUUGUGACGGGCGGAUGGGUGAUGACGGAUGAAGCUAACGUUCACUACUUUGCCAUGAUAGACCAGCUCAUUGAAGGGCAUCAGUGGCUGGAGAGAAAUCUUGGUACGCAGAAAGAACUCCAGACUUUCUGUAUAAAUUAAAGACCCACUCCGACAAAAAUCAUGUUUUUCUACAUGUUCAUGUUGCAUUUUUCUGAUGCUACAGGACAUAUCAUGAGAAAAUAAGUGCAAAAUUGCAUUUCUGAGUAUUUCUACAUUCAAAUUGCUGUAAAUCUCUGGCAGACCCCAAACGGCAGCUUUAGACAAAGUGAGAUUUUCUUUGUAGCAAAUCCAAGCUCCGCCCCCACAGCCCCACUAUGCAAGUCUGGCUUGGAGAAAUAGAGAGGAAAAUAGCGGAACAAGUGUGUGCUUUAGCGGAUUGCAAAGCUUGUAAGAAAGCUAAUUAUGAUACUGAGUUUCAUCAUGUCCCCAAAGAUAUUAGUGACUGAGAGCCAAAUAGCUCCUACGUUACCUGCAUCUUCUACUACACUGGCAAUGUUAAGGUCCUUACACACCAGCGAAUUUGCGAGGGACGCGAAAAAGCGAGACGGCAAUACGGAAAUAUUUGCCGGUCCGAAAAAUCGCUUUCGCUUAUACACACCGGGUGACCACUCUGUGGUACACACUCUCUCCCAUCGUUGCUCUUGGUGCCAGUGGUGGUGUGUGUCGUGUGAACUGUGAACUGUGUGACGUCAUCAACAACAUGACUUUUGAUUGGCCAGAGGUCUAGCAGGUCCAGAUAUUCGCCUGCGAAUCUCCGAAAAAUUCGACACAAGAGCGAAAAAAUAAAAGAGGCUUUUCGCCCCGCGGAAAAAUCGCUGCCAGUGUGGAAGCUUGCAUUGACUUUAUGCUGUUUUAAAAAAAGGCGAAUAAUUUGCCUGGCAAAUUCGCGCCUGGUGUGUAAGGACCUUUAGUCUGCAAGCUAGCAUGAAGAGGAGUGUGCAGAGCAGCGCUGUCUCCGCCCACGACUCGGAGGCAAAUUGCAAAUGAACUACUGGUGCUCUGCAGAAGAAAAGUCCUUGAAAAUGACACAGGGAACGUGAUUUUGGCUAAAAACUGAGAACACUACAAGUAGUAAAAAAAAAAAUGAUUGGAGUGGGACUUUAAGUCAUACUUUGCCUCAAUCUUUAGAUAAAUAAAUCAAGGUGAUAACACUUUUCAGUGGAUGAUGAUAAAAUCUGAGCCUGUCAUCCAGCACGCAGGGAGUGUAGCCUCUCACUCAGUGGGUGAUAAAAAGCUUUGUCCUAUUUCCACUGCUUCCAGCUGAGGAGAAUGAUUAUCUUAAAGAUGCAUCUCUUCUUUUAUCUACUCUUAAACCUGAAAUACUUACUUCCUGCUCCCUGCCUUAGGUAUAACUCCCCGCAGUGGGUGGGCGGUGGACCCUUUCGGCCACAGCGCUACAAUGCCCUAUCUACUGAAGAGAGCCAACCUGACCAGCAUGCUCAUCCAGCGAGUCCACUACUCCAUCAAGAAAUACUUUGCCUCCACCCGCAGCCUGGAGUUUAUGUGGAGGCAGGCCUGGGGUAAGUGGACCAGAGUUAGAGAAGUCAUAUGAUUCAUGUGCUUAUCUCUGUUAAGCUCAUUGCAGGAUGAGUCAUGCCUUCUUAUCAUGGCAUUUGAAAGAGACAGGAACUUUAGAAAGAACAGUCAGCGUGUAAUAGCUGAAAAGAGCUAUCUUCAUUAUUAUUUCUUAAUGAAUUGAACAUCUGCUGAAGAUUUAUGGUCCAUUUGUGCGAAAUGGAACAAUCUUCUGGUAUUACACAUUUAGAUACGAUCAAUUUGAGAUAAUUGGUCCUUUUGAGGAUUCAUUUUGUAAUGAAGAGUUAAUUUUCGCUGCGUCAUCCAGCAUUGCUUGUGAGGAUGAACACUGAAGCUGUCAAUUCAAAUUGCCAACAUGUUUACGAGCACAAUAUUUAACUGAUUAAAAAACAACAUCCAUCCUUGCAGCAAGAUUUGGGUGUUAAAGUCCUCUCUUAUGAGGCUGUCAACAACUCUCUUCUUUCUAGCCAACAUGUAUCUUUUUUUUCUUUUUAUCUCUGCUGCUUUCCCAGACACUGGGUCCAGCACAGACAUGUUUUGCCACAUGAUGCCAUUCUACAGCUAUGAUGUGCCUCACACCUGCGGGCCUGACCCCAAGAUCUGCUGCCAGUUUGAUUUCAAGAGGUUACCUGGUGGGCGGAUCAACUGUCCUUGGAAGGUGCCGCCGAAGACUGUGGUGGAGGCUAAUGUAGCAGAGAGGUGAGACAUAGGAGUUUGUUUGCUUUCAGUUUGGAAAAAGCCGUAUAUCUAUCCUGAAUUUGUCCUGAGAAGUAGGUUUAUGGGGUUUCAGAGCCAUAAAGAUACUGUGUGAUAAAUCACGCAGGUUUAUUGUUAUUUGCCUAAAUUUGAGCUGGAAAUGCUUUAAACUUUGUCCCCUUUCCUGAGAAAAGUAACAAUUUUCACAUUAUCUUGCUCCUAGCACGUUAUAAGUAGAGGUGGGUGCAAUUCAUUGAUGUUUCACGUGAUGAUUCGGCAUCGAUAAUUAAUGUUGAUGCUUAAAAAAUAAAUGAAUAAUAACAUUGGUGCUUUGCCACAAGGCCGGAACAAAAAAAACACGUAACUCGAACCUUAACGUGCACCGCUCGGACUGUUUAGUGAGUGGGACCACAACAAACAGAGCACGUUAGUUUCUUUGCAAAAUGGCAACAGCUUCAGCAGCCUCCAAAGAGCGGCCAAUUCUCUCGCCACCAGGGUUGACUGCAACUGUGUGGAAGUACUUUGGAUUUUAUGAGAGAGCAAACAAAACGACUGACAAGACCUACGCGAUUUGCAAGAUUUGCAAAGCAAAAAUAAAGAACCUCAGUCAGCAACAUCACAAAGAUGAGAAGAAACAGAGAAGGCUCCUCUGGUCGUUCCCGCCACACAGAGGACCAGCCUGGAGACUGUCUCCAAACUUCCCAGUUUAAGUUAAGUAGGUCAAAGUGCGAAUGUUUACAUAACAGUUAUAAAAUCAAAUAUUUUGUGUCUUAAAAAUAUUCAAGUUAAAUGGUCAAAAAACCUUAUUUACUUAUUGAAUGUAGUUUUAGAGGAGCUGAGUUCAUCGAUAGGCUAUUUUGAUAGGCUAAUGUAACCACAGAUGAAGACCAAAUCAAUCUUGUAUGGAAAAAAGCAUCAAAAAUGGCAAUAAUCAAAGAAUCGUGGCAACAAUAAGAGAAUCGACAAUCAUUAUACUCGAAGAAUCGAAGCUCCCAUCAUCAAAAUCGAAUCAAAUCGUGAGGUACCCUUGUUGGAACACCCCUAGUUAUAAUAGAAUAAAAUGAAAUCAUAAGUAAAGGUAUUGGGCUGUAUUAAGGGAAUAGCUCUGUCUAUUACACUGGGAAUAUAACGGGCAGAUCAGCUGGUGGUGACUGUGACCAAGAGGCAGAGGUUCAGUGAAGAAAAAAAUAGUUUUUAAAGCGGAAUUACAAAGUUUCUCUUCAACAGUUCUGAGGUUUCCACUGUUGAAUGUCUCGGUCUCUAUGCAUCUUGGUCUUGUCUUUCUAAUAAAAUAUGUUUGCACUGCCUUUGUUUGUCGUGCCACCCUCUAUAAUCCACCAUUGUGCAUCCGCAGAGCCAAACACUGAUUACUUUUCUGUGUAGAAUUUGGAUGCAUAGCAGUCUGGUCAAUACCUUUGGAACUCCCUGUGUUAUCUGUUUUUGUCCCUUACAAAUAAACUUAACUUGAACGUCUGCCAAUGAAAACAGCCGGAGAGCAUCCAGAGAAUGAACUUGGGGAGACCCACAGCGACUGCAGAUAUGCUUGCAGCCUCAUUAAACCUUUUUUAGGGGACCUUUACAACAUUUGAGAGGAGAGACUGUGGCUAAUGGAAAAUACCCUUUGGGCGAGCUCAGUCCUCCUCUUUCUGAGGCCACAGUAACUGUCGACAAAAUAGUAAAAUGCAGAGCAGAAUCAUUUCAAUGCCAAGGAAUAUGACCUUUAAGUACUUCUUGUAUUUUUUUUCUCUAAUCUCGCUGCUUUUUCUGUCCAUUUUCUUAAUCAGGGCAAACCUGCUCUUGGAUCAGUAUCGUAAAAAGUCCAAACUCUACCGCAGCAAGGUGCUUCUGGUCCCUCUGGGAGAUGACUUCCGCUACGACAAAGCCCUUGAGUGGGAUCAGCAGUACAUCAACUACCAAAAACUGUUUGACUACAUGAACUCUCAUCCUGAGAUGCACGUACAAGUGAGUAGUGAUCUGUCAUAAACCAAAUGUAUGUUGUCAUGUUUUUAUUUGUGCCUCUCAGUGUGUGUGAUGUACUGAGACUCUGAAUGUACAAGCUCACUUGUGAUAGUGAAUCAUGCAGCGUUAUCUUAUCCCUGGGAGAACAAAGAAUCCGUCACAACUCGCUGUUUUUGUUCUGAACAUGCCAUGUAGGAUGACAGGUGCAUGCAUAAUCAUGAGAAAUGUUCUUUUGUUGUUUGUUUAGCUGUGCUUGAGUAAAAUAUCAUGCCUCAUCGUGCCUGUUUGUGUUGUCGGUCUGUUUUAGGCUCAGUUUGGGACUCUCAGUGACUACUUCAAUGCUGUCUACAAAGAACACGGUGUGGCCCAAGGGUCCAGACCUGCAGACUUUCCAGUACUCAGUGGAGAUUUUUUUGCUUAUGCAGACCGUGAAGACCAUUACUGGACUGGCUAUUUCACCUCCCGUCCUUUUUACAAGAGUCUGGACCGAGUUAUAGAGUCACACCUCAGGUGAGGCUGAUGUGUCACUGCAUCACUGAAUACUGAUAAUUCCUGAGGUGUAUACAGAAGCUGAAAAGGAGAGUGAGUCCUAUAACAGAUGCUUUGUCUCCCCUUUGCAGUGCAAACAAAACAAGGGUGUGGUGAGCUUGUUUCAGAGGCAUACAUUUACAGCAAGAUCCUGUAUCCAAGUUUCAGUCCUCUUUGAAUGAAUGAGAACACAGGAUUUCCUCAAACAUGUAAAGGAAGUUAUAGAAAUGGACACAGGCUGCUCUUUUCAUAGAUUUGACAUAACAGACCCCUAGGUCAGAUAUGUUCAAUCUAUUAAAAAUGUUUACACGCCUAUUUCCUUGGAGCUGACGAGAAAAUAAACAACGCAAAAUUCAGGUCCAUUUACAGUCAUUACAUGUUUACACAAGAUUGACAUUUGUCCUCAGGACCAGCGGAGAACAAUAGACAAUGUUCCCAUAAAAAGGAUAAAUAUAAAAAAGAUUAAAUAAGCAAUAAAACUAAUGAAUGAAGCAUAUGAAACUAUAGAUAACAAUAUAAGAGAAUCUUUAAUGCAGCGAAUUAUCAGAUAAACUACACAAACACCCAUGCACACUUUCUAACUUGCAAAAAAUCUACAUUCAUUAGCAAUAUUUUUUCUGUCUUUGACUCCUGUAGUUUUAUUUGAGUUCAAAUGGAUAUUCCGGCGUAAAAUUAAUCAGGGUCACACACACCCUAACACCGAGUUAGACACCCCCUUGAGUGAUGAACGUUGCCGACUGCUUGCUUCUCUAGUUAUACUGACUUUAACCGCACGAUAGCAAAACACGGCAGUCUACGUCUCCACACAAAAACCUCAACCAAAACGCCACUCUUUAACCACAAAUAAUGCUCAGAACAGCACCUAACUUCAUCAACAGUACAUAAAGGGUCCCAGCCAUAGUACUAGCCAGCAAACAUCUUUUAGCUGUGACUGGUUUCUUUAGCAAAGAGACCAAACACAACUCACUCACUCUCAUCCAGCGGCCGCUUGUUUCUGGGGGAGCCCUGACAAGUUAAUCACUGAGUGCAGCAGAGUUUCACAGCUCAUGGAAGAAAAUUUAGGAUUAUUACUUCAUGGAAAUGCAAUCAGACCAAGACGCUAAUGCAGAAGAACUACCGUGUCUGCAGUGCAAAAUGAUUAUUAUGAUGAUUAUUACUUCAUGAGAAUGAUCCGCUGCACUCGGUGAUCGACUCGUCAGGGCUCCCCCACAUAUAAGCAGCUGCUGGAGGAGAGUGAGUGAGUUGUGUUUGCGCGUGGAGACGUAGACCGCUGUGUAUUGCUUUCCUUGCUGAAGUUGGUAUAACUAGAGCAGCAGGCAGUCGACAGCAUUAAUCUCUCGAGGGGGUGUCUAACUCAGUGUUACUGUGUGUUUGACCAUAACUUCAGUUUAUGCAGGAAUAUCCCUUUAAAAAAUCCAUGAAACUAGUAGAUGAAGCAUAUGAAACUAUGAAUAACAAUAUAAGAGUAUCUUUCAUGCAGUGCAAUCAGAUAAACUACACGAACACACGUGCACACUUUCUAAUUUGUGUCUUUGACUCUUGUAAUUUUUUCGAGUCUAAACUGAGUUCCUGAAGGAAGAUUUUAUGGUUUCUGUUUCUUGAUCUAAAAAGUUGUCUGAGGUAGACUGGGAUUUCUUGAUCAUAUGCACACAGCUUCACCAAAGGAAACUCCAUUUUUGUACUCACUGAGUGUUCAUUGUGACCUUCAGGGGUGCAGAGAUCCUCUACAGCCUGGCAGUUGCAAAUGCACGCCACGCUGGCAUGGAAGGGCGUUAUCCGGUCUCAGAUUAUGCUCUGCUAGUCGAUGCCAGGCGGUCUGUGGCUCUCUUCCAACAUCAUGAUGCCAUCACCGGCACUGCCAAGGAGAAUGUUGUUGUUGAUUACGGCACCAGGUAGGAAUCUGUUGAAACAGUGACUUUAUAGAUCCUGUAGAUUUUAUAGUGUUUUAGUAUUCCAUCUGUCCAAGCUGGUGUGUUUGUGGCUAUUUUAUACUCCUCUGUUCACGAUAUGGAAGCGAGUUAGAAGUUGUUGUCUGUGGCUGGAAGUCAUUCUCCCUCUCCCUCCCUAGAUUACUGCGUUCACUCAUCGGUCUGAAGAGAGUCAUAAUCAACGCUGCUCAUUUCCUGGUGAUGAAGAACAAAGAGUUUUAUCGCUUUUAUCAGACGGAGCCAUUCCUGGAAACGGUAAUUGGAAACAUUGAGGAGCGCUCUCCCAAACUGUGUCAGAAACAAUUGGAAAGUCCUGCAUAUUUGGUUCCUUGUGGCAGCAUACAGUAUGUUUUAUUUCUGAGCUCUAUUUUUCAUUCCUGUAGGAUGACAGGCGGGCUACCCAAGACUCUCUGCCUCAGCGCACUUUAAUCGAGCUGGACCCAGCGGGACCUAGGUAUUAUCUGCAUCCCCUCACAUCUUUAAUCUCCCCUUCCUCCCACUCCCCUUCAGCCACUCCUCUGCUGUACUGUGUGCCUGAUUGCUUUUCCCUUUUUUCCUCACCAGGUACGUGGUUCUGUUCAACCCCAUCGAGCAGGAGCGGCUGUGUGCGGUGACUGUGUUGGUCAACACAGUGAGGGUGCGGGUGCUCACAGAGGAUGGACAGACCCUCCCUGUGCAGCUGAGUGCUCAGUGGAGCUCUGCUAGUCAGAUGAGUGCUGAGGUAUUUGAGGUAAGAGAUUAAAUUCAUUAGGCACUGCAGGUUUGCGUGUAGUGAAAUUGGCAUAGCACCGGCUCAGCGGCAGCGUGGCACAUUAUGGUCUAUUCUCGACCUGUUCAGUCAGAAAACUGCUGUGCAGUUGCAGUCAAAGCAAUUUUCACGGAGCUGGGCUUAAAGUCAUUCCUCUUAGAUACUUAAAUUGGAAGAAUAUAGUUGAGUCACAGAGACAUGUGUGAGUGAUACAAGCUGUUGUCGGUUUCUGCAGGAGUAAGUAAAUGAAGUGAGUUUGAGAGAUGGACGCGAAGCAGACUGAAUGAUCCAAACUGUUUAGUUUGGAUGGCUUGUUUGUUCUGAUCAGGGUGACCACGGGUCCUCAAAAAGUCUUACAAAUAAAAGGUCUUAAAUUGUCUUAAAUUCGGAUCAGAAAGGUCUUAAAUGUGCUUUAGUCACUUCACCGUGAGAAUCUCUGGUAAGCACGGAAUAAACGCUAUUCUCGUCCCAGCUCAUCUCGCUAACAGACUGGCUGUGCGUGAGACCAAGUACCUAUGACAAAGCUGACCCAGCAGUUCUACAUUAGUGGCAGAAAUGCUCUUUUGUUCAGAAACACAUUUUAAGAAUGUUCUUGAACAACUGAUUAUUUUCAUUUGUCCUUAUUGUACAUUUGUACCUGACACCAUUGCCUUUAAUUGUAAAAGAAUAUAUUUUCACUUUGGUCUGUAUUUCCAUCACAAGUUUAUGAUGGUAUUAAAAAAGUCUUAAAAAUCUUACAUAUAGCUUCUUCAUACCUGUAGUCACCCUGCUGAUGUUUGGUCAAAAGUUUGAAAAAUAGAUAGUUAAAGCGUUGUAAAUUACACAUCUAAGUUCUUGCAAGUCUCUGUUUUAAAACGUAUUGUGUUUUUUGGCUUAAGUAAAAAUUGCAAAAAAUAUAAGUUAUCGAAAGCUGUGCCACUUUAAGCUGCUUCUGUUGCUGAAAUGUACAGGUUUAGAAAAGAAAAAGGAGUCUGAGGUGUGGGGUUAUGGAGGAAUGAGACAUCUGGAUCUGUGCAGCUCUCUUCUAAUGUCUAAAAGAGCUGAAAGCUGCAGUAGCUGAUGGAAGAAAUACUAAUACCAUGACAGCACUUUAGGUCGAGAUUUUAAUGAAGGUGCAAGUUAAUAAAAAGUAAACACUAUAAAAAAAAAACCAAAACUCUUGUAUAGAAAAUUGUAGAAUACCUCGAGUGAAAUCUCUUUUUCCAGAGCAAAGGUCAUCCACGGAGUAAACAAAACGAGCUGUAUAAUCAGGGCAGAGGUGUCUGAAAAAGUCUGCAGGCUGGUGGUUUGAGUUCUUCGGUUAUUUCACAAGAAGUUUAUUUGUGAGUUUCUUGGGGGAAAAGAAAUGUAGGUUGUGUUUGACAGGCCAUGUCAAAAGCAUGUUUGUAUUGUAAAAAUAAAGGUGCCAACAGAAUAUAUUCUUGAGUAUAAACUAGGUAUCAGAGUUUCUUGUGUGCUUUUCACCUCAUCCUGUUUGAUGUGUGUAUCCGUUAGCUUCCCCUUGUUAUUUUUCUGCUCUGGAAAAAUAACCGAUAAAAACACACCAGUUGAGUCAGUUUGAAUCAUAUGUGGAAUCUGCAGCAUGAAUAAUAACAACUUUUUAAAUUCAUUUAUUUUGCCCGAAUAAACUUCUCUCCACCCACAGAAAGUCAUAAAUUUUAAUGAGACGCAGGCACAUUAACACAAUCACUCAUCACAUUUUAAUUGUAGCACACUGCUGCUAAUGUGUAAAUGCUUUUAACUUUUAAUGACUUACUUUAUGGUCAAUGCUGGCUGUGUAGAUUAAGAGAGAGAAUUAAUUCCAAGCUGUAAAACACAACCUUUUACACCCCCGGUGUUUGUACAAAUUUCUCUUGUAUUUAAAGUGAAACCUUUCUUUAUCCAGGCAACGUUCAUGGUCCGCCUGCCCCCACUUGGCCUAGCUGUCUUCCAUAUUUACGACGCCCCCGACUCGCCCAUGACGCUUCGCUCUGACACCCUGCUCAGGCUUUCUGGUCGAAGCGUCACAGCUCGAGCCGGGGAUCCUCUUCCAGUCCGCUCCCAGCAGUCGGACUCACAGACUUUCUACAUCAGCAGUCAGUCUCUUACUCUGGGCUUUUCUGGAACCACCGGACUCCUGGAGGUUUGUGGUUUUAUCGACCAGUGCCUCUGUCGAGGAAAUCCUUCGUUCAGAUUUAUAGGAGCCUGUAGUGACUUUGAUCCUUUGGAGGAAAAAAAAACCUCCUGAGUUUGAUUUUCCAAUAAAUCACAGCUGUUUGACUAGCAGCAGCAGCAGCAGCACAUGCUUUCUUCACUUUGAUCAAACAUCCUUUCAUCAGUUUUAUUUGUUUUGUUCAAAGUUCUUCCUCUUAAUUCCUCUGCAGAGUAUCAAGCGCAAAGAUGACCCCCAGGAGGUAAAGGUUCAGAUGCAGUUCAUGGUUUACGGCACUCGUCCCUCCAAAGACAAAAGCGGAGCGUACCUCUUUCUACCUGACGGAAAAGCGAAGGUAUUCUCUCAGUUGUUGUGUCUCGGAUGUUUGCUUGCCUCUCAAACAGCUUUGAUAGCAUCUCCUCCUCUGUGAAUUGUGUGGUUGUGUCAUGCUGGGACGCUCGGGGGGGCAGGAAGGCAGACGCACUGGGUUCUGUUUCAUCUUUGUCUUGAUUUUUCUGUCAAUGUUUUAUAGGCUUCCUUGCCGUACUGUACCUCAUUACUUAUUCCUCCUCUGACAUUUUUAGCACUUAUUCUAAAUCUCGUCCUGUUUUCAGCCCUACAACCAGAAGGAGCCCCCCGUGGUGCGCGUGGUGGAGGGGCCUCUCUUCUCAGAGGUGGUGGCACACUACCAGCACUUUGAGCAGACCAUUCGCAUAUACAACGUGCCAGGUAAUAAACACUCAAAACUGCUACAUGGACUCAGCCUAAAUGGCUUUGCAGAAAGCUUUUAAUGUUUAGUUAAAAGGCAGCAGAUGGUACAAUGCAGAAAGGGCCAAUAUGUGUGACAAAGUGACUAUUUAUAAUUCAAUUAGGUAGGCACUUUUCUUGUCAGCUGCUUAUUUCAUUCUUUUAGCAGGCCAAAGGAAAAAUUAUAAAUGCAAAUGGAGAACAGAGGGAGGUGAAUGGAAAAAAGUGUGAGCUAAGUGUGGAUCCUUUAUGGUUUUAUUGCAUUUUUUUAACUGUAUAGAUUAGGGGUGUCCCAAUACGAUAUUGAUAUCGGAUAUCGGUCCAAUAUCAGCAAAAAAAACAAAAAAAAAAAAAAACGAAUCUUAGAUUAUAGUGGCCUGCAACUAAAAUCUCCAAUAUCAGCAGUCUGUUACAGGCAAUCCAUUCCAGACUCCGCUCCAGCAUCUUUAUCUAGCAGCGCCCUGAUCCAGCAUGUAGAGCCGACGUGAUCACAGCAACAGGGUGUACUAAGGUACAAACAAAGUAGCAAGGAGUAGGGGGAUGUCAGCCCUGUGGCGGUAUUUUGCGUGUAAGUCUGAAAAAGACAGUGUAGCUGAGUGCAAAACUCAUGCACAAGUUUGUGCUGAUAUCGGAUCAAUAUCGGUAUCUGCCAAUAUUGAAGGCUACAAUAUCGGUAUUGUAUCGGAAGUAAAAAAGUUGAAUCAGGACACCCCUAGUAUAGAUAUGAAACAGAACAAAAAUGAAACGUGGUGUUUUCCCACUCAAGUGAAGAGACAAAAGGAGUCAUGCAAAUGUUUACACAUCAGUGUUUCUGACUGACAGAAUCAGAUCUUGAGAAAACCUCCCUGAUGUAUCUGCUAUUUGGUUUCUGAAACCUAAUCAGCAGAUGAUCUGUUUCAUUAAAACAAUGACAUAACUGAUAUGUCAGUCUCUCUCUUGGUCAGAUUCCAAUAAUGAGCUGGAGUUAAAUCAUGAUAGAUUGACACCAAACUGAGUGCACAUUGAGUUUGAUUGUGUCCAAAACAUCUGUUUUUGGUCUGCCUCCUCAGAGCCACAGAGCUUCCAGCAGCUGCAAAAGACUAAAUGUUGUGACUGCUGAUCAGCCAGGGCUCAACAAUGCGACUGUUUCACUCGCAUAAAAAUUAGAUGUGUGCAAAUUGUAAAAUGUAUUUAGGGGUACAUGUUGGCAUAAAAAAAUCAGCCGAGGCAACAAAUGUUUUUUCAUGUAAAUACUGCAGUGAAGUUAGUUUUAGGUUGGAUAUUCGACGGACAUUCACUGCGGAUCUACCGGUGUCUUCUCACUCUCUAAAACCAUGAAGAGCAACAGCAGCAUGGUUAAAUCUACUCGGCACCCUCCCUGUCAACGUGGGGUGUUGAAUAAGGGACCAUCAAUAAAUUACCUAUGUUCUCAAAAAAGGCUGUCUCCCUUUAAUAGCUUCUAUGUCAUUUGACCAAUUGACCUAAAAUUGAUUUCAAAUAAUAGUACUGAGGUCGGACAAUAAGACACACCUUUUUAAAAAAUUUUUUUAUUUGUCCUCUAAAAAAUUUUGUGUUAAAUUUAAAGGCAAAUUUUGAACAUUUUCUUCAAUAGCUUCUAUGUCAUGUGACCAAAAGACCUUAAAUUGAUUUCAAAUAAUAGUUCUAAUGUCGACCAAUAAGACAAACAUUAUUUGAUUGAUUGUCAUGUGCUCCUUACUUUUUCAACUUAGAAGCACAUGCGCUCCUUGUGAAAAAAGUUAGUCUCAAGCCCUGACAGCUGUGAACGCUUUUGUCUUUAGGCGUGGACGGGUUGUCUAUUGACAUUAGCACCAUGGUGGACAUCAGAGAUCAGACCAAUAAGGAGCUAGCCAUGAGACUGAUAACAGACAUCCAGAGUGGAGGCGUCUUUUACACGGAUCUCAACGGCUUCCAGGUCAGUCAAAUCCUCGACUUUGUCUCCCACUCAUGAGAUUUCAUGACAGUCUGUCCAUAACCUUUAUAACUAUAUUCUCCUUCUUCUCUUUGCUUUGAGCCUUCAGUCAUGUGUCACUCAGUGUUUGAUUUUUCACUGUAGAUGCAACCUCGUCACCAUCACCUCAAGCUCCCCCUACAGGCCAACUUCUACCCGAUGCCCAGCCAGGCGUACAUCCAAGACAGCCAUCACCGCCUGACUCUGCACACAGCUCAGUCUCUGGGCGUCAGCAGCCUGGAGAAUGGUCUGUAAUCCUUCUUACGCUUGUUUAAUGUCGAGUCGCUUUUUCUUCUUUUCCAUUGGUGUCUGUCUCUCCUGUCUUUGCCCCUCACCUUUUCAAGUAUUAUACCUCCUCCACUUUUCUCUUCAGAUUUUUUUCAGAGAGCAAACAAGUUCAUGCUCUCACAUAAAUGUACUCAGCUAAUCCUUUUAUCACCGUGAUGUGAGUAAUGGAGGCGUCUGUAGAGGACGAACAGCUAAUAGUGUUUUUAUCUCCCCUGAGUGAUGUCUUUAAGUUCAAUACAAAGGCUCUGCAUAAAAGCCACUGUCCUUGCUCCUCCUUCUCCUCCUCCUCCUUCUCCUCCCCCCUCAGGCCAGCUUGAAGUGAUUAUGGACCGGCGGCUGAUGCAGGAUGAUAACCGUGGGCUGGGUCAGGGCCUGAAGGACAACAAGAAGACCGCCAACCGCUUCCGCCUGCUGCUGGAGAGGAGAUCCACGGGCAACAAGGUCAGAAAGAUGGCAGUGAGGGCGGUUAUUGAAGCCGGGCGCACUUUAGAUUUCAGCCCACGUGUCUGACCCUUCAGUGCUGAUGGGCUCCGAGUGCAGCUGUGGAAUAGAAGAGCCUCAUGUCCUUCAUUCUGUCUUCAUUAACACCUUUCUUCAUGUUUUUUUUUCUUAUUCUUAUUACCAUCCAUCUGUCUCUUGUUUCAUCCUCUCCUAACUUUGUUUUCUGUCUUUUUCUUUUCCCGCCUAAUCACCUUCAGCAUGACAACUUCUUUGCCAAACUCUCCUCCUUGUUUCACUUUUUCCUCUCCAAAAUGUUGACUGACCACGCUCAAGAGGUAAUGUUGUUGCCCUAGUAACAGAGAGAGGACGCUUGUUAGUGCACAUCUUAACUUGUGGUCUGUAGUUCCUCCAGUUCCUGUGUCUUUGCUCUCCUUCUCCUGAAACUAGGACUGGGCGAUUUGGCAGAAAAUUAACACGAUUUAUUUUGUCAUAUCGUUCGAUCUCGAUUAUUAUAACGAUUUUUAAAAAAGUAUUUUUUUAAACUGCCAGUUGUAAAGCAUCUGUACUAAAAACUAAAGAAACUAGAGAUUACUUCAACAUUUUAUUAACAUACUAAGUAAAUAUCAAAGCAAAUAAAAUAAAAUAAACAUUGAAAAAUAUAAAAAACAUUUUAACUCAACGGUACAACAAAAGUAGAUAAAUACUAAAUGAUAUAAUGAACUAGUUUACAGUCCUGAGUGUUUUUGCAGGUAUGGAAGACCCAAAAUAAACAAAUCGCUUUCCUCCGAGAUAAUGAAGACGCCUUCAAAUGUAAAUGUUAGAUGAUGUAAAUGUAAAUGUUACGAUUGAUUGCUGCUUUGGUCUGUGGCUGCACCGCUAGUUGUGGCUGAACUGCUGAUGCUACUAGUGCCGUCAGCAGUGUCAGGCUGUGCAGACUCUGCUCACAUUUUAGCAUAAACACUCAGGAAGAACUUCUUCGAAUGAUUAAACAGAUCUGUUGUGUUGCUAGUUUUUGAGGACACCGACUGCCGACAUACCUUGCACAUCGGCUUAAUUGCUUGACGUCACUUUGGAGAUACCUGAACAACUGCCACACAACAGACGUUGAAUAACUUUUCUUCUAAACAAUGACGUCUUUGGAGGAUGACUCAAAUCUAUUUUGCUGCCCUCAGCUCCACGUUUAGCUCCACAUUCGGUCAUUCUGAAUACAGUGGGUAUGGAAAGUAUUCAGACCUCUUUAAACUUUUCACUCUUUGUUUCAUUGCAGCCAUUUGCUAAAAUCAAAAAAGUUCAUUUUAUUUCUCAUUAAUAUACACUCAGCACCCCAUAUCGACAGAAAAAAACAGAAAUGUAGAAAUUUUUGCAAGUUUAUUAAAAAAGAAAAACUGAAAUAUCACAUAGUCACAAGUAUUCAGACAGAAAUGUGCAGGAAAAGCUUGACUCUGAUUGGCUGUUGUGACGCACAUUUCCUCUCUGUUUGAUUGAGUAAAUAUGCUCACAGCUGAUCGCUGUGAUCGAACUGAAAUUUAUCAUGAUCAUUAAUCACGAUCAUAUAAUCACCCAGUCCUAUCAGGUAUCUUUAGCCAAACCGGUCCAUCUCUGUGGCGUUGUCUUUGAAAGUAACAAAUGAUGUCAUCUGUCGAGUAAAUGAAUCUACGUGACAGAGAACGGACGGCUUUGGCUGCGGUUUUGAUGGUUAUUUCUGAAGAGAAUCUGCUGACAGUGUUAGAAAUGAACUUGGAGAUUGUCAAACAUCAUAGUUGUUAGAUUUUGAAAACGCAUCACAGUACCGUGGCUGUAAGGAACCACAUCUAGAUCUGCCUGGACUCAAUUAGAAAUGUAGCUGGUUAUUUAGAGCCCAUUCCUCCUGUAGCGCCGUCACAAGAGAAUUAAACCCCUUUGUGGAGAUUUGUCAUGGGCGUUGGUAAAGUUACUGUCACUCAUAAUUGUUGUAAUCUGUGUCUACUCUCCUCCAGAUGCAAGACAGUGCAACAACCAGCUUCCCAUCCAUACUCAGUCACAUGACCAACGCUUUCCUGAAUCACGACGUCCUCGCUCUGCCCGUCCUACCUAAAAGACGUGGGAUCCCUCCCCUGCAAACCUUCGCCCCCCUCAAGUCCAUCAUGCCCUGUGACCUGCACCUGCUGAACCUGCGUAGCAUCCAGGGCCAGGUGACCGGACUGAACAGAUCAAUCAUAACAAUGUUGUUUUGCAAAUGUUCCGCGUACUGACUUUUCAAAUGUUCCCUGCGGCGGUUCUGUGUUUGUGCGAGCAGCAGGACCCCCACUCUCCUUCUUUGUACACAGCUAUGAUUCUUCACCGUCUGGGGCUGGACUGUGGCCUGGAGGCUCAGAACCUGGGCUUCAACUGCACCACCACACAGGGACAGGUCAGGGUGGAAAAACACACACGAGUACACACACACACAAACAAACAGGCACACUCAAUCAAGCUGAAAUGAGAAAAAAACGAAGGACAAAUGAGGACACCAUCUGCUGGAUUUGUACAUUUCCACCAAACACCCCACUCUCUGUUUUUGCAUCAGUCAAGAUCUGUAUGAUAGUGAGAAAGUAACCUCAUAACCGAACUUCUGAGCUAAAGGGCCCAAGUGCAACUCAAACUGGAUACAUGUUUAGUUACUUUUACACCGCUAUAGCUAUUCCUUUAGUUUUGGGUCAAUGUUAAUAAAAAAAUGAAUUUGAUACACAGGAAGAUACGCCACAAUGAGCAGGAAAUCAAGCAGCUCAAAUCCACUCAGCUGUGUCUGUACUCCUGUAUUAGUCUGACCUGGGGUUUGGCUCUGAUAGUGUUAUUGUAACAAAUACUUUGAGCAGUAAUUUUAAUAUAUUUGUUUAAUAUGUCCGUGCUCUAGCUGAAACCAAUCUUUAAAUGACGGUCUGAUCUCACAAGAUGGGACUCCAUCUGGCCCUUUCCGUACAUUGGGUCCUCGUAAACAGAAUGUGGGGCUGUCAAUGAAUAUUCUAAAUUGGAAUAUAUAUAUUAGAAUAUUUAAAGAAAGAGAGAUUUGAAUGUGAAAAUUAAUAUUCAAAUAUUAAAUAAACAGCAGGGAAAAAGAAAAAAGAAAAACAGCGGCUGCUUUGCGAGUGAGCGCACUGUGACGGCAGGUCACAGGAGCUGCACCUGCAGUGAGACUCGACAAAAACCGUCCGUAGCACAUGCAGAGAGAGAUGGCGGGAUGUUCGGAGCCAGACUCAGAGAGAGUGGUCUGGACUCCAACGAACUUUAGAAGCUCUGUUUGGAAAUUCUUCAGAUUUUGGGCAGACACGAUAGAAAAAAUGAUAAAGUUAUAUGCAACGUGUGUAAACUAGAUAUCUGAAUAUGUUCGAACCAAUGUGUUAUUUUUAGAACGGAUAUUCAAAUGUCAUUUUGGAGGAAUUUUGACAGCCCUAGUCCACACCCCUUGUGAAUUAGUGCUUUUUAAACAAAGACUGAUUGAUUAAUUGAUUGAUUUUUGACAAUGGAAAGAGUGAAAAUUCUUAUCUCCAUUUAGUACUUUAACGGACUCAUUUUUCACUCUUCAAUGUGUUUCGUUUUUGUUGACCUGAAAUGUCUCUUUCGUCUGUUUCUAACGUCUCCCUCCUCUUCCCGCAGCUCAACAUAUCCGGGCUUUUCAAGAACCUGGACCUGCAGCUGCUGCAGCCCAUCUCCCUGACUCUGAUGCACCCCAGCACGCCUCUGGCAAACGACUCCAGCAUCAGCCUGGACCCUAUGGAGAUCUCUGCCUUCAAGCUCAAGCUGCGCUAAGAGCCGCCUGCACUCUCAAAGAGGCAAUAAAAACCAAACCAGACUCCUUGGACCAAGAACCAGGCCAAAGAUGGCCACAAACUAGCAGCAGAGAGGUCUGGAUCUCUCUGUUUUUGUCUAGAGGAACCACAAAUACUUGAGCUGGGAGAGAGGACAGGUCCACUGUAACAGGACGGACUGCACAGCAGGGGGCAGGCCAUAGCUGUUAUUGCGGAUGUCUCUGAGAGCAGCAAAAAAAAAAUGUGAUGAACUGGCUGGAAAACAAAAAAGACUGCCAGGAUCAGACACAGCCGAGAGAAUCUCUCUGUAAUCAGAAAUGAAAUCUCAUUUAGUUCAGCUUUGUAAGAACUCGCGUCUUUUUCUAUCGCCGCUCCAUCCUGGACUGAACUACUGAAUGUAAAUAUAUCCAAAAUGACCUGAGACAAGGGGGGCUGGGACUUGUGCCACAUCAGAGUGCAAUUUACAAAGCUUUAUUUGGUGAAUGGGUUUUUAAUUUUCUACGUACACAAUGAAGACGACACAUCACAGUGAUUUUUUUUUUCUUUUUUUUUGUACUUGACUGCAAUUCAAUCUUUUUUUUCCCGACAGACUCGAAUGCAGCACAGAGAAUGUGUUCUCUGUUCAUCUCACCCCGCCGAGCUGCGGCUCUUUGAAUUCAUGAUGUCUGAGCCCUGAGGGUCUUACGUCGGUCACUACAGGAGAAGAAAAAAUGUGACUGCUUAUCAUAUCAGACGACUGUUUACCUUUCUGUGGGCUGCUUGUAGAUACUCCAAACACUUUGUUUCACUUCUUCCCCCUCCCCACCCCGAGCCUCGUCUCUGCUGAUGAGAAGUUUGUGGAGGAGGAUCUGUGCAUUUCAAAGCUCGUGUCAGUCAUUCCUGCGCUCAUACUUCACUGCUGAGAGUUUGGCUGUGUUUACCACGCUGUAUGCAGUAGAAGAGUACACAAAGACUAUACCUCAUUUAUUCCACACAACAGAUAUAUUGGUGUGUGUGUGCGGGUGUGUGUGUGUGUAUGUGUGUAGCGUAUGUUAAUGUGAGUACUUGGUGAGAUUACAGUGUGCACUAUCAGGGACCAUUCACAGCACUGUUAGGUCUCAUGCGUUAGUCUGAGUGCUUUUGUGGUGAGCGGCGGGUCAUAUCAUGGCAGGAGGAAGAGCACUUGAGGGGAAGAAAAAUGAACGUUUUUUUUUUUUUUUUUUUUUUUAUCUUUGGUUUAAAAAAAAAAAAACUGACACAUUUCCUUCAGUGGUUACUUUUCAAAAAAAGGAUUUGUGGAAUGAUUUGUUUUUAGAUAUCUGCCUGGAGCUGUUUCAGCCUUUGUUUACAUAAUUGAUUAACCUCUUUUAAAAAAUGUCCAAAAAUUCACCCUGAGCUGUCGAUGAACUUUAAUAUGAGCUAAACCACAAAAUACCACACUCUCAUUUGACAAGCCCAAAUAAAAAAAAACAAAAACUAAGAGUUGCAUUCUGUUGAUGAAAAAAAAAAAAAGCUAAAAGGACUUUCUAAAUUACUACCAGUUAAUUUUCUUCCUGUCCUUUCAGCACUUUCCGCAGCUAAACGGAACAAUGAUGUGCUCACUGCAUUACAAUGUUUUAUUUAGAAGAAUAAGACUAUAUCCUGUCAGUCCUGAGAAAUCAUCCCCCUGAUUUGAAAUCUUUGAGUCACUGUAAGAAGCCGUCUCUAAAUCCAAAUUUUGUUUCUUCUCUCUUUGAUCAGAUUUUGACUGUGGUUGAAAAAAUUGGACAAAUCCAAAAAAAAACCGAAACAUUCACACCCGGUUAGACAUGCUAAAAAUGCUCCAUUUUUGAGUGUGAGGCUUUUAUAGACACAUGUGCCAGCCAAAAAAAGUGAGUCUGCUCGCAGCAGCACAAAAUCAAAACAAACCAUAUAACAUAAAAGAAAAGAAAAAGUCUUAAUAUGCAAUCAGAGACUCCUCUCUUGAGUUUUUGGUUCAGUGGUUCACGCACAUAUAAAACAGUCACGUAUGUUAAUUGCCUGUGUGUUACCGUACAAAGGCUUUAUAAUUGGGACACGGUAUCGGAGUGUGUGAAAACUGUGGGUGGGAUAGAGAUGUCGCUGCAAAAUUUUUAGAUGUAAUUUUUCAAAGCUGUGAGCGUUUGGAGUCGAACUCUAUUCAUCUCCAUUGGAGGUAGAAAUCUCCAGAGAGAGAUUUCUCUAAAACUUGACACAUGAAACGAAAAUUGUCUGCGCUUGAAGCCACAGCUAAAUUACUUGUGAGAGAAGGAUGUGUUAAUUCGGUGGAAAUGGCCCUUUUUUUCUUUUUUUUUUUAAGAAGCUAUUGUAUCAAAACAAAUAUAGGGCUCCCCAGUGUCUUCUCAUGCAGCUUUUUUUCAUAUUUCAGCUCCACAUCACUUUUCUCCCUGAGACAUCCUGCGGUUUUUUCAUUCUGUGUGUGUCUGUGGAGGAUGUUGUCAUCUGUGUCCAAAGCUGAGGCCGGACUCUGCACAGCUUCACCUGUGUCACGCUUCAUGCUGCACCACCUUCUUCCAUUUCCCCUCCCUGCUGCGUCCCAUCACUUUAAGUGCUCAUCAGCCUCAUUCUCCACGGGCCUCCUGCUGCUUCACACUCCUCCUCUCUCUUCCCUGACGUCUGCUUUCACGUCCCCUCUCAACACUUUUUCAGACCAAACUUCACAGCUUCCCAAAUUGCACUUUCUCCUGUCAUGUUAUGACCGUGCCAUGACCUUCCAUGUCCCUCUUUUUCUGUGUCUAAAAAAACAACAUGUAGUAAUGUCUUUUUAUUUUUUCAGUAUGUAAUGUCUGUGUAGCGCUGUCUCUGUUUGCUCAGAGGUAAUAAAUGAAGGCGAGGUCUGGUCUGUAUUUGUUAUUUCAAUAUGGAGUUAAGCUGCAGGGGAACAAGAGAGAUGAAUAAAGAUCACUUUAUCAGACACUAA
Molecule: messenger RNA, 25051 nt
Organism: Xyrichtys novacula (pearly razorfish)
Lineage: Eukaryota; Metazoa; Chordata; Actinopteri; Labriformes; Labridae
Source: the annotation of a GenBank genome assembly